UGAAGUGAUUGUCAACAUUCUCGACCCCCAAUAAGAACUCUUUUUAUUAUUAUUUAAAUUUAUUUUUUCAAACAGAGAAUUAGAAAGAAAACCCUCCAGAAUCUCCGUUGAACUUCCAUUCUCUUUGUUCGCUUCGCUUUCAGCUCCUCAGCUUCCAUGGACUCACAGCCGGAACAAUCUCCGUCACUAGAAGACUGCUUGAAGCUCUUGGAAGGCGAGCGGGAUGAGCAGCGCCUCGCUGGUCUAUUUCUGGUCACGAAAUUUUGCAAAGGUGACGACAACGCUUCGCUCCGCAGGGUUUACAACGCCGUCGGAUUUCACUUCCUGGAUCGUCUGCUUAGAACUGGGACGGGAAAAGGAAGCGUUGGUGGCAGUGGAGCCGACAACCAUGACGCAUACUUGAAGCUAUCUAUUACCGUUCUUGCUGCCUUGUGUCGUGUGCCUGAAAUUGCUUCUUCAGAAGAUAUGAAUCUGAAGAUUCCGCUGAUACUAGAGAUAAUGUCAAAGGAUUCAGGCUUAUCUGUGCUUGAAGAAUGCUAUGAAUUUCUCUACCUAGUAUCAACUGCUUCUGAAGAUGGAGCCUUGACAUUGUAUGAAUCUGGAGGCAUGAAAGUGUUGGCUUCUCAAAUAUCUACUUUUUCAGAUGAUUCUCAUCUAAUGGAGAUAGCUUCAAAACUUGUGAUGUUGAUACUAAGCAAGCUGUCUUUGGAUGUCAUUGCUAAUGACUACUUAUUUGAGCUCUCGGUGAUUGUGUCAACAAUGGCAAGGCCAUUUGCAGUAUUGCAGAAUUCCUUGAAAUUUGAAUUGCUCCACCUACUCUGUACCAUUAUCUCAUUGAAAUAUUUGGCACCACUACAUGAUGCCCUUCGGGUAAUGCCAAACAGAAGUUGGUCAUAUUAUAUGCGUGAUGGUAUUGCGGCCAUCCUACAUAGUCGUGUUGCACCUGCAGAGAGGCUGGAGGCUCUUAUGUUGGCUGAGACUAUGGUAACCAUACUUGGGGGGAAGUGGUUGCUUGGUCAAGUAAACUUGCCUCAUAAAGAAGAUCUGGUUCCAGUUGACAGGUUUCUGCUGCUUGUCUUAGAGCAAUCAAGGGUUGAAGUUGCUGUUUUGCUUAACGAGCUUGCCUACUUGAAGUAUGAAGCAUCUAAGAAUUGUUCAUCUACUGCUGAGACGAUUUUUUUAAAGCAAAGAAAUGUGGCUAUUGCUUUUUCCUUGAUGGAGAAGAUAAUUAAAUUAAUAUCAGACACUGGUGGAAAUGAAGGAGACCUUAUUGAUGAAAGCACUUUAACAAAUGUGAUCAGGGCACUUAAUGAGACAGUUAGUGUUGUUUUGGAGUAUUUACAGGAUGCAAAGGAACAUGGACAAAGGAAAGGAGAUGAUCUUCUUGCUUCAGUGCGGAUUGUUGGGAGCUAUCUUGCAGAAGCACCCUUUGCGUGCAAAGAGAAGGUCGAAGAACUAUUAGAGUAUAUGCUUUCAAUCGAAGGUGAAGAUGAACAAAGCCCUUUCUACUCAAUAUGUUUUUUGCUUCCAAUGUUGUGUCAAAUAACAAUGAAGAUUGAAGGAUGCAAUGCUUUGGCUUCUUCCGGAGGGCAUAAAGCUGUUAUGGAAUGCCUCAUAAAAUUGAUUGGCCUGGAUAAUCAUAUGGUUGAGAACGACAGUUCUGUCUUCUUGGCUUGUGAUACAAUCAUGAAUCUCCUGUUAAAGAAAGAGCACGUGCGGUUGUCAUUGGACGAAUCAACUUAUGUUCAUCUUUUGAAAGCGUUGGCAUGUUGGACAGAGGAUACUGAAGACCCAUCGGUUAUUAUGAUGGCUUCAAGCAUUUGUGCACUGAUAUUUGAUUUCACAUCAGAGAAGGCUCUUCUUAAUCAUCCCAACUUUGAUGGUGGCUCUCUUAGUGUUCUGUCUAGGCUCAUUGCGAGAAGUUUGGCUUCAGGUGGACAGGAUAUGUCUGAAGAUACCAAUGCAGAUGCGGAUCUUUUGGAGAUUGUUAAUGCAGGAUACUCUCGAUGGGCUCCUAGGUUCCCCCAUAUAAGAGCGGAAGUUGAGAGAUAAACUGGUUACGCUUCUUGGGCGAAAUUCUAUUUUGUUGCCAACCGAAGAAAUCAGGAAGGGAUGAUCGUUUCUCUACGAUCUCGGUGCAUUGAUUCUACUCCACUUUCAUGUGGUCAACCCCUGUUGUUUUUUGGCAUGCUUUUCCAAGUUGUGUAUGUAUAUGGAUGAUAGCUUUCCGAGUUUUAUAACUUGUAGAGUUCACCUUUCUUUUUUC
Juglans microcarpa x Juglans regia is the source of this 2266-nucleotide messenger RNA. Its product is annotated as neurochondrin. NCBI's taxonomy places the organism in Eukaryota, Viridiplantae, Streptophyta, Magnoliopsida, Fagales, Juglandaceae. The coding region runs from base 157 to 2052 and encodes 631 amino acids. The record is from RefSeq and is a predicted model, not a curated record. The transcript is spliced from 18 exons.